GUUUAAGUUUUUUGUUUAAUUUCAUCAUUGGUUUGAUGUAAUAUCAGAAGAAACUAAAUAAAUAUAUUUUGUUAUUAUUCUACAUGUAAGUAAACAUAAUAAACAUGUAUUAUUUAAAAGUAAGUCAUGAAAGGCAACACUAUUGCUAUAAAUAGUGAAAUUGCCUAAAAAAAUAGAGCAAUCUUAUAUUAUUACUCAGUACUAUCAACUGUAAUAUCAAAAACACAUUAUUAUCAAAGCCAAAGCAUUUUUCAUAAGGAAGAGGGCAUAAAGAGCACAGAUUAAUCAAAAGUGACUUUUGAGAAAAUUUUCAGGUAAAUAUGCAGACGACAAAUUUGAGGAUUUGUUAGAAUUAUUAUACAAGGAUCAAUCACUUACAUUUUUGUCCUAUUAUUGGAAUAUAAGUGGAUCUUGCCUUCCUAAAUAUCUCAAUAAAACACCCUUCAUGGCUAAAUAUCCUACACU
Messenger RNA from Paramecium octaurelia, 465 nucleotides. NCBI's taxonomy places the organism in Eukaryota, Ciliophora, Oligohymenophorea, Peniculida, Parameciidae. The record is from the annotation of a GenBank genome assembly.